This is a messenger RNA of Trypanosoma conorhini, 966 nucleotides long. Its product is annotated as transferase C1orf69 like protein, mitochondrial. NCBI's taxonomy places the organism in Eukaryota, Euglenozoa, Kinetoplastea, Trypanosomatida, Trypanosomatidae. The transcript has a single exon. Gene Ontology annotation, cellular component: mitochondrial matrix. Gene Ontology annotation, molecular function: protein binding. The record is from RefSeq and is a predicted model, not a curated record. Bases 1 to 966 code for a protein of 321 amino acids.
AUGGGUUUCAGCUGCCUCUUGCCGUCGCGCUCGCUGCUUCGCGUCUCCGGUGCAGCGGCGCAUGAGUUCCUCCAGGGACUCUUCACAAACGAUUUGCACUUGCUGCAGCCGGGCGGAAGCAUAUGGGGAUGCUUCCUGUACCACACUGGCCGAGUGAUGUGCGACGCCUACCUGUACCAGCUCGCUCGGGCUCGUGAGGGAGAGGCAAGUAUCCUCGUGGAUGUUCACCGCGACGUGGCAGACGUCCUGUACGACCACCUGCUGGAGAUGCGCAUGCGCAGGCGGGUGCAGAUUCACAACGCUGGAAAUGAGUUGGUGGUCGUGGCCGCCUCGUCGUGGGGGGACGACGGAGUCCACGCAGAGAAGGGGGAAGAGGAGGAGGAGGCCUUGCUCGCGUGUGGGGGCGAAGUCUUCACGGACCCCCGCAGCUUCGCGCUUCCCGCGCCGCUUGAGAAGCGCAUUCUCCCCGCGGCGGCGGCGGCCGCAGCGGCCGAUCCGGCGACGCUGUAUGAGACGCUGCUGUACACCGCCGGCGUUGGGGAGGGGCCGGACGUCUUUAGGCCCGCCAAGUCACUUCCGUUUGAGUGCAACACGGACUUCCUCCGGGGCGUCAGCUUCCACAAGGGGUGCUACCUGGGCCAGGAGCUCACCCACCGCACCCACGUCAUGCUGGUGACCCGCAAACGCACCGUCCCACUGCGACUGCCAGCGUCCCUUCACGGCGGAACGGGUGGUGAGCGGCGGGCGGUGGCGAAGGGUGAGGCGUUGUUGGUGGAUGGGCAAAAGGUGGGUGAGGUGCUUGCCGUCAGCGGGGACGUUGGCCUCGGCCUCUUGCGGCUGCGCUACGUGGACGCCGCGACGAGGACGGCCCCUGGUCUGGCGCUGAAGGGUGCCGUGCCGGUCACCAUCACGAUCCCAAGCUGGUGGGAGGAGAAGGAGGUGAAGAAGCUGCUGGCGCAGGCAUAG